Molecule: messenger RNA, 3085 nt
Organism: Lagenorhynchus albirostris (white-beaked dolphin)
Lineage: Eukaryota; Metazoa; Chordata; Mammalia; Artiodactyla; Delphinidae
Gene: SERTM1
Product: serine rich and transmembrane domain containing 1
Exons: 3
Coding region: 359-682 (107 amino acids)
Cellular component (GO): intracellular membrane-bounded organelle
Source: RefSeq, a predicted model, not a curated record
CGGCUUCGCGGGCGCGGAUCGGCGGGACCCGGACGCCAGCGAGGAGGUCGGCGCAGCCCGGUCCCACCCCGAGCGCGGGAGCCGGCGGGGCAGAUCAGCGCGUCCCUAUUGACAGGCAAAGUGCUUGAAGAGCUUCACCACACACACAUUUACGGUUCUCAUUAAAGAAGCCUCACAUAAGUGAUGGACACCUGAUACCCUGCUGCCUUUGCUUGGAAACUGAGUUUUGCUGUACUGAUUUAACCACCCGCAAUGUUUGCUGAUGCUAUCAUGACAAAAAGAAUGCUGAUUCUGUCCCUGUUGACCCCUGUGUGAAACGGCUUUUCAUAUACUGUGCAUUCUUUGACCUUCCAUAAAGAUGUCUGAACCUGACUCUUCAUCUGUAUUCUCGGGGAGUAUGGAGAAUGGAACUUUCCUCGAGCUAUUUCCCACAUCCCUGUCCACAUCGGUGGACCCGUCCUCAGGCCACCUGUCAAAUGUCUACAUCUAUGUGUCCAUAUUCCUCAGCCUGUUAGCCUUCCUGCUUCUACUUUUAAUCAUUGCCCUCCAGAGGCUCAAAAAUAUCAUCUCCUCCAGUUCCUCCUACCCGGAGUAUCCAAGCGACGCUGGAAGUUCUUUCACCAACUUGGAAGUCUGCAGUAUUUCCUCGCAAAGGUCCACUUUUUCAAACCUUUCCUCCUGAAGAAAAUGUAAGAAUCCUUCAAUGCUGCGGCCCUCGGGGAGUUUUCCCUCGGGAAGUGUCGCAUGAAGUACGUGCCUCAGGAAAGAAACGCCCAUUUUGUUCUUUUCCACUGAUUAGACCCAGUUCUCCUUCUCCUUCAGCCCUGAUUUCUUUUCCUGUUCAUGAUGCUUUUCAUUUUGAAUGUCGGAGUUGAUGCUGACAGAAAUGCAUGCAAGGCGCAGAAUUUCACCCAGACUGCUUGGUGAAUCUGGGGCUGGCUUCUUCUCAGUGGGUCAGGCCACCCUGUUGGACACCUGAGGCAGAACCCACCUGAGGCGGCCUAGCAGAGGAUGCUGGAUCAGGGCUCUGCACUUGGCUUCUCUUACAAAACCGUAAAAUCAACGGACUCAGCAGAAACUGGCUAAGUGAAGUCUGAGCAAUGUGGAAGAUAUUAUCCAUAUUUAAAAGAUAAAGUGGAAACACCAAUUUAAAAAAAAGACUCAAUUUAGAUUUCAUGUAUAACAUCUCUAAAACCGGGGACAAAAAUAUUUUAAAUGUUUUCUAAAUCACAUUUAUUGAUGAAUUAAGUCAUAUGUGGAAAAGUUCUGGAAGACUUUAACUUUUAAUAGCAAGACAACUAUGUGUUAUAAUGCCAUUUGUAAUGUAUUUCUGCCUCUUGGGUUUUUACCUACUUAUGUUAUAGUCAUAAUGCCCCUAACAUGGUGGAAUUCUUUGUGAUAAUUGCUGUUACUAUUACUAAGAGAAGCGCCAGAACAGACACCAGGACGUUUAUUUUAUAUCUGUAAUUCUCAUCAAUGGAAUUACACAUAUGGAAAAUACUAAUUUAGUUGUAUUUUGUACAGUAAUAACUCCUCGCAGUUGUAUAUGUUCCUUUAUUCAGUUUCACAGUCUUUAUAAGUUUAGUGCAGAAUUAUAGUAAGACUCCAAGAUGUCAGAUGUUUGUUCACUCUUAUUAGGUUGCAAAACUUAGAAGACUCAAUAGCUAAUAUCCAUGUUAUUAUAUACUCCAUGCACGUUACAGGUCUCUGAUAACUUGUUGUUGUGUGUUAACAUAAUACUCUACAUUAGGAUUCCAGAAUGUGGAUUUAUGUUUAAAAUUGUAAACACUCACGUUGGGUAGCUGCUGGGAGCUUAGUGAUCCUGGGGCUGCCAUACUGUGGUCAGCCAAGCACACCUGAACUCAGGCUUUGUCCAUGAAAUGAGCCACACACCUGAACAUAGACAUGGAAUAUGGAGGGAAUCAAGCUGCCCCUAAAAAACUAACAAAGCAAGCAAACUAUGGCUUCUUAAGAGUAAGAAUUUUAAUUUAAUUUUUAAAAUAAAUGGUCCACGGUGUAAACACUGAAUGUAUUCAGCCUACGAAGCCCACUGCAUCAACAUGCCCCUGUCUGCCCAUGGCAACUGGAUCCUUCUUGUCCAAAACAUUUACUAAUCUUAAGUGGUGGGCCUUCAACCCACCCUUUGGUUUGGUUGUGUGGCAUCUCCAUCCAGAACUGGGAUGGGAUGAAGAAUCUGCCAUUUUCACAGGGUCUAUCUUUGUCAUUCUAAAAUGCUGAGAGAAAUGCGGAUCGGUAAGUGAGGAUCAGAAGGUUUUUUUUUUUUUUUUUUUUAAAUCCAUAAGCCUCACUUAAAUCAGACCACAUUGAAAGGUUUAUAUAUAUCAAAAAUGUCCUCAAACACCAUAAGACCUGCACAGAGUUGCUGCCCUAAAAUGUAUAAUUAGUGAAAAUUUUGCCUUUGCUGUCAUUUAAAGCAUGGCAGUGUGUUAGAAUGUUAUUAUGUAGUAUAAAUGCUGGACCAGAAAAACUCUGCUAUUUUAGACCAUUAUAGCAUUCUGUGUGUGUAUAUGUGUGUGUGUGUGUGUGUGUGUGUGUUUUUGUGUGUCUGUACACAACACAUUCUCAGAAUAUAUAAUAUAUAUAUUCACACACUCCCAAUUAAGAGUUGUGUGAAAGCUGCACAGGAUUACAGAGGCAUCUAUAUUCACUUUUGCUCUUUGAUUAAUCUUGUGCUAUUUUGGUUACCAAGGAAGAAAGGACUUGGAUGAACUGAUUUUAAAAAAUAAAGGAGCAAAUUUGCCACACAACAGUACAAUCUUAGUAUGAUCUGUUCUAAGGGGUAACUUUAUACUCUUUCCUUCUGGAAGAGAUCUAAAGGCUUCUAAAAGUAAAACUAACAUUUUUUUUAAAUUUGCAGUCGCACACACCCCUCCCCCUCCCCCUGCCAUGAUGUUUCUAGCUCUCAAGGUUAACUAGAGUGAUUGGAAGCAACAUUCAAAGAUGUAAAACAGGAUUUGUCAUUCCCAGCUUGUCAGGAUAACAGAUUGUACAACUUGAGAUGAAUUUGUGUUAAGAAGUUCAGAAAGGUUGGAAGACUGGUUUAUAAAUAAAGAAAUCAAGCCCA